AUGGCAUUCCCAACCCCCCAAGGCCGUUCAUCCCUCACCUUUACUCCUCCUCCUAUAGACGGCUCGCUGACCUUCCCAGAGAUUAUCGACUACAAUGGCGAACACAGCCCGAACCACCCGUUGUUUCGAUACGAGGAUCCCAAUAGCAACGACGUCCGAACCAUACAUUGGACCGAAGGCGUCGCAGCCAUUCACAAUGCCGGUCAAUACUUCAAGAAAUACCUCCACGACGAGACCAGUCCCGUCGUUGUCAGCAUUUUGGCAAAUUCCGAUACCCUAACCUUCUUCGCGACGAUCACCGGAAUCAUGCGCCUCGGACACAUCCCCUUCGCCAUAUCCAUCCGAAACUCGGCUCCUGCCAUCACGCAUCUAAUGAAAGCCACCAACUCCAAAUACCUCAUCGUCAGCCCGGACGCGACAGUCCAGAAGAUCGCUGAGUCGGUUUGCCAGCAUAACGAUGACGAGAGGAUCAUCACCACCAUCCCGAUGCCCGCGUUCAGCGAUAUCUACGUCAAGUCCUACGAACCCCUUCCCCCGUUCAAGAAACCAGACUGGAAUGAAACAGCGUUUAUCAUGCAUUCGUCGGGAACGACGCGGUUCCCUAGCCCGAUCCUUCGGAGUCAUGAAUCUAUGUUGGAGUUCAGCAAGGCCUCCUAUUACGGUGAAAUAGACCUCUGUGGUGAAGUCUUCGCUGCUCAGUCAUGUCCCAUGUACCAUAUUCUCGGUUUUUGGAUCACGUCGCUCAGUGUGGCAACAGGCGCGAUUCCUGCGCAUUUUUCUCCAAAACAGCCAGCCGUAAUACCCACUGCCGAACGUUUCUUAUCCAGCCUAGUCAAGACGGGAUGUACUUAUAUCUUCUCUGUCCCUUCCUUCCUAGAACAAUGGGCCCACGAUCCUGCUGCUAUCAAGGCUUUGAAAACGACAAAAGGACUAGUCUCUAGCGGAGGUCCUCUUUCGAAGGAAGCUGGUGAUAUCCUAUCUCACCACGGAGUCAACUUAAUCUCGGUUUUCGGCCUAACGGAGGUCGGAGGUAUCUCAGACAUAUUUCCUAAAUCCGCACCGCCCGAAGGCUGGGAAUGGAUGGGAGUCUCCAACAGGAUGGACGCCGUGUUUGCUCCAACUGAGGAGGAAGACAUAUACCGUCUGUACAUCAAGAAAUCCAAACUCAGCACACCUUCAGUCCUGAACUGCGAGAUAGACGGUGUCCCGGCGUUCGAUACGAAAGAUCUCGUCAAGCUGCAUCCGUCAAACCCGAAAUUGUGGAAGGCUUAUGGACGCGCUGAUGACCAAAUCAUGCAUAGUACCGGUGAGAAGACCAACCCAGGACCCAUCGAGGCGGGCUUGCUAGGCGAUAAACGUAUCUCAGGUGCCGUCAUGUUUGGACGAGGGAAAUUCCAACCGGGUGUCUUGAUACAGCCUUCCGAGGAAUACGCCUUUGAUCCGAACGACGCGAAGCGUCUAGCGGAGUAUCGUUCACUUAUUUGGGAUACGGUCGUGCAAAUCAACGAGAGUGCCCCUCAGCAUUCUAGGAUUUACAAAGAGAUGAUCCUCAUCGCGAGCCCAGAGAAACCCUUCGAAUUCACUGCAAAACAAUCCUUACGAAGGGGAGCCAUCCUCAAAGCCUACGGACAAGAAAUCGAAGACGCAUACAAAGCCGUCGAGGCUCUGUCGCCCGAUAUAUCAAUCCCACAAACCCUCACACUGAAAACGGCAACCAACCUCAUUCGGGACAUCGUUAAAGGCGCUUUGCAAGGAGAUUCCGUCAUCGGCGAUACUGACGAUAUCUUCUCUGUAGGUGGAGACAGCCUGACGGCACUGUCCAUACGAAACUCCAUCAUGGGCGCGCUGCGGAAAUUCCAUCUACCCGUGGGAGUCAUCAGAUCGCUGCCGCCUAAUUUCGUGUUUGAUCUACCCACGAUCGCCACGCUCGGUGCUUUUGUGCAUGGCGUCAUCUUAGCUGGAAGGGUGACCGUCAACGGACAGAAAGAGACUUCGAAGGAGAAGGAGCCGAAGCCUUAUUAUCCCGAAGUGAGCACGGUCCCUAAAGAGGGAGAGACUAUCGUUAAGCUUCGGGAUGGGAAAGGCGAGUCGCCGCUUAUUAUGAUUCAUGGUGCUGGAGGCUUUAUCUUCGAAUACGCCUCAUACGCCGAGAAAUUCAGAACAUCGGUCUGGAGUCUCCAAAUAACACCCGACACACCCCUAGGAUCCCUUCACGAAAUGGCUGCAUUCUACUUCCACCAGAUCAAAGCCCGACAGCCCCAUGGGCCCUACCGAUUCGCCUCCUACUCCUCCACGAGCAUCCUCCUCGUCGUCCUAGUCAAGCUAUUCGAAGACAACGGUGACACGGUCUCGCAAGCAGUAAUGCUCGACCAUUUCCCCACAUCCUUCGUCUACUCCGCUAACAAGGCCGGGAAUCCUGACCCUCGAGUCCCAGAGAACCGAGAGAUCCUCGUCGAUGGCGGGAUCGAGGCGAUCGGAGGGCUGAUGAAGCGUGAUGCGAAUUGGGGGUCACUCGAGCGGUCUUUGAAGGCCCUGCGGGAUGCAUGGAACGGGGUUUAUGCGAAUGAGAUUGUCAAGGUUGGAGUGCAUAAUAUCAGGGCGUACAUGACUGCUAUUUCGGAGUUUGUGUAUGAUUUGACUACGGAUAGGGAGGGUGAUGGGAGGGCUUCGAUGGAGGCUAUGGAACGCUGGAUUAGGACGGUGAAGGCUCCUAUUAUGGUUGUUGUUACGAAAGAAGGUGCUGUAGGCUCAUAUGCGGAGGAAAAUAGGGAGGAGUGGGCGGAUCUUGGUGUGAAGAGAUGUUUGCCGGAUGCGAGGGUUGUGUUCGUGGGUGGAGGGCAUUAUGAGUUUCUUACAAAUGAGAGGGUGAUUGAGGUUCUGCAGGAGGGGUACUAA
Messenger RNA from Desarmillaria tabescens, 2895 nucleotides. Its product is annotated as NRPS-like enzyme. NCBI's taxonomy places the organism in Eukaryota, Fungi, Basidiomycota, Agaricomycetes, Agaricales, Physalacriaceae. The transcript has 19 exons. The coding region runs from base 1 to 2895 and encodes 964 amino acids. Gene Ontology annotation, biological process: biosynthetic process. The record is from RefSeq and is a predicted model, not a curated record. Gene Ontology annotation, molecular function: phosphopantetheine binding.